This is a messenger RNA of Anguilla rostrata (American eel), 1381 nucleotides long. RefSeq names its product hypoxanthine phosphoribosyltransferase 1, like (gene hprt1l). Gene Ontology annotation, biological process: hypoxanthine metabolic process; GMP salvage; guanine salvage. The transcript is spliced from 9 exons. Lineage: Eukaryota; Metazoa; Chordata; Actinopteri; Anguilliformes; Anguillidae. Gene Ontology annotation, cellular component: cytosol. Gene Ontology annotation, molecular function: hypoxanthine phosphoribosyltransferase activity; magnesium ion binding. The record is from RefSeq and is a predicted model, not a curated record. The coding region runs from base 139 to 786 and encodes 215 amino acids.
AGGGUUUAAAACUGCGUGUAGCCGGCACGGUAAAUCGGGAGAUAGGUAGCACAGACAACAGUAGGCUAAGCCUUUUUUUAGGGGGCGGGCAUGGCACUUCAAAUGUUGUAAUAUCGAAAACGAACAAACGGCGGAAGGAUGGCUUCUUUUCUGCAGAUUCCUGAUGCCGAAAAGGGCCAUGAUUUGAAUUUGUUUUGUGUCCCCAAACACUAUGAAGACGAUUUGGAGAGGGUCAUUAUUCCACAUGGAAUUAUCAUGGAUAGGACAGAACGUUUGGCCCGUGAUAUAAUGCAAGACAUGGGAGGACACCAUAUUGUUGCUCUGUGUGUUCUGAAAGGUGGUUAUAAAUUCUUUGCCGACCUGCUAGAUUACAUCAAGGCACUUAAUCAAAACAGCGAUAAAUCUGUACCGUUGACUGUGGAUUUCAUUAGACUUAAAAGCUACUGUAAUGAUCAGUCUACAAACAGCGUUAAAGUUUUUGGAGGAGAUGAGCUGUCCACCCUGACUGGGAAAAAUGUUCUGAUUGUUGAGGACAUUGUAGAAACAGGCAGAACAAUGCAGACUCUGCUGUCUCUACUGAAUGGAUACAACCCCAAGAUGGUUAAAGUUGUGAGCCUUUUGGUCAAAAGAACACCAAAAAGCUUAGGAUACAGGCCAGACUACAUCGGCUUUGAGGUCCCUGAUAAGUUCCUUGUUGGAUACGCCCUGGACUACAAUGAAUAUUUCAGAGAUCUGAGCCACAUCUGUGUCCUGAAUGAAAAUGGAAAAGUGAAGUACAAAGUGUAAGAGAGGAAACUCACGACUGCUCAUCCACAGGAAAUCUAGAGCACUGUGAAGCUCCGUAUUUAGUUUUUAUUUCUUUCGUGAAUGUAUUUUAUUUUUCUAAGUGAAUACCCUUAUAAAUGAGUGCGUGGUGAGAAUUCUCAUUUUUUAAAUAUCUUUUCUUUCUGUUCAAUAGGUGAUUUUACAAAAGAUACAAAAUAUUAUUAUUGGUUAUUAUUAGUUGGUUUAUGCCAAUGAAAAAAUAUUCACGUUUUCCCCAUAAUCAUUACGUUACAUAUUAAAUCUCACAUAAUGGGGAAAACAUGUCUGGGGACAAUGCAAAGCAGAAGUUCACUCAGUUUGAUUAGUCCUUGAUACACACAAUGUUCUGCAUUGUAAUGUUUUCCCCAAAGACAAAAAUAAUUUUGAUCAUUUCUUUUAAAUAUGGAAUGUAAGACUGAAUGUUGUUUCAUGUCGGCUGGUGACAAAACUUUAUUUUGUGAAAACUAUGUAUUUAUUUUGUGAAGUUCUAAAGAUAAAUUAUUUGCAGCAAUAAUUAUUUUUGGGAGAUAAAAAUAAUAGAUAAUAUUGGUAGAUAAUAAAUUUGGAUCUAGUACUA